AUGUUGUCUGCUGUCGUAGGAAAAGCCGCUACGUCCACUCGUCUAACUGUCAAGGCAGUACGUGCCGCCAGCUCGUUCCGCAUCGAGACAGAUUCGAUUGGAGAAGUUAAGGUCGAUGACUCCAAGUAUUGGGGCGCACAGACGCAGCGCAGUCUUGAGAAUUUUCCAAUUGGUGGCGCUCGUGAGCGUAUGCCCAUGCCUGUAAUUAAGGCCUUUGGCGUUGUCAAAAAGUGUGCAGCCAAGUAUAAUCUUGAAAAGGGCAAACUAGAUGCAGCAGUCGCUGAGAAGAUUAUUGCUGCGGCUGAUGACGUCAUUGCCGGCAAGCUGGAUGACCAUUUUCCGCUUGUGGUCUUUCAGACGGGCUCAGGCACCCAAUCUAACAUGAACACGAAUGAGGUUAUUAGCAACCGCGCCAUUGAAUUGGCUGGUGGCGUAUUGGGCAGCAAGACGCCUGUACAUCCGAAUGAUCACGUGAACAUGGGUCAAUCUUCGAAUGACUCGUUUCCCACGGCCAUGCACAUUGCUGCAGUGCAAGAGAUCCACCGUGUUUUGCUUCCUGGACUCUACAAACUACAUGACGCUCUGGACGCUAAAGUGAAAGAGUUCGACGACAUUAUCAAAAUCGGACGCACUCACACCCAGGACGCGACACCACUCACUCUCGGACAAGAGUUCUCGGGCUACCGCGAACAAAUCGCUGUCUCUAUUGAGCGUGUGAAACGGAUUCUUCCCAACUUGUGCAAGUUAGCGCUCGGUGGAACGGCUGUGGGCACGGGAUUGAACACGUCAAGGGGCUACGACAUUGAGAUCGCCAAGAUUAUUGCUGAAGAGACAAAGCUCCCGUUCAUUACGGCUCCUAACAAGUUUGAGGCGCUUGCUGCCCACGACGCCGUUGUGGAGGCCAGCGGUGUGAUGAACACCAUCGCCUGUUCCCUCAUGAAGAUCGCUAAUGAUAUUCGCUUUCUCGGUUCCGGCCCGCGCAGUGGUCUGGGAGAGCUGACGCUACCAGCCAACGAGCCUGGUUCGUCCAUUAUGCCUGGCAAGGUAAACCCCACGCAAUGCGAGGCCAUCACGAUGGUGUGCGCGCAGGUCAUGGGCAACCACGUCGCUGUGACUGUGGGUGGCUCGAACGGCCACUUUGAGCUGAACGUGUUCAAGCCCGUGAUGAUCAGCAACUUGCUGUCCUCCAUUCGCCUGAUUGGCGAUAGCUGUAACGCGUUCACGGACAAUUGCGUAGUGAGCAUUGAGGCCAACCGUGAAAAGAUUGACCAGCUGAUGAAGAACUCGCUCAUGCUCGUCACGGCGCUAAACCCGCACAUUGGCUACGAUAAAGCCUCCAAGGUGGCUAAGAAGGCACACCAGGACGGCGCAACCUUACGCGAGACCGUCAUUGCGCUGGGUUACCUGACUGGUGAGGAGUUUGACCGUUUUGUGCGUCCCGAAGAGAUGAUUGGCCCCAAGUAG
Peronospora belbahrii is the source of this 1464-nucleotide messenger RNA. Lineage: Eukaryota; Oomycota; Peronosporomycetes; Peronosporales; Peronosporaceae. The record is from the annotation of a GenBank genome assembly.